CAUCUGCCUUGAACUGUACCCUAAUACUGGGAGUUGCUGUAACAAAUAUUGUUUACAACCCUUAUCACGCACAUAGCCGCUUAGUUGAUGUAAGUUUUCAUAACAAGACGUCAAACCGAUCGUACCAACAUUGUUUUCAACUCCAAAAGCGAUUCAAUUUAUGUUCUGGCUUACAACCCACUAUGAGUAUUAAUCUAGGAUUAUUGCUACUUUUCUCUGUUUACGGAUUAUCAGAUGAGUGUUUCUUGACAGAAGUAAAGAGUCUGUUGGAAGGAUGCGACCACUUGACGGGUCUCAAUAUCACCAGUAUUGGAGGGACGAUAGUCGACGAUCACAACUGUGACGUGCUGCUGCCGAAGCAAGUGUUCAUCGAGGAACCAUUAUUCCAAUAUGACUUGGCUGACUCUAAAAAGUACUACACCAUUUUUAUGGUGGACCCAGAUGCUCCGCCGCAAUUGGACGGAGAGUUUUACCUUCACAUGUUGAAGUUCAACGUUCCAGGUACUGCUUUAAAAGCUAAGGAGGGCAGUAAAACCAAUGGAGUCGAUUACCGCCCUUACAGACUCCCAGCGCCACCUAUCGGCACAGGCGCGCAUCGCUACAUGACGCUGCUGUACGAGCAAGCCGACGGCAACAACUUCUUGCCGCACGCCGGGCUCAGCCGCCACCGGUUCUCCAUCUCCGAUUGGAUGCGCGGAAAGAACCUCUGCGGUCCGGUCGCGGCGACGCAGUUCCGCGUGCAGUACUAGAUGGCGCUAUGUAAUACUAAUUCCGUGGGCAGUUCUAGAAUAACAUAGACUAAUCU
Molecule: messenger RNA, 805 nt
Organism: Cydia strobilella
Lineage: Eukaryota; Metazoa; Arthropoda; Insecta; Lepidoptera; Tortricidae
Product: protein D2-like
Exons: 4
Coding region: 183-749 (188 amino acids)
Source: RefSeq, a predicted model, not a curated record